Messenger RNA from Galleria mellonella (greater wax moth), 6586 nucleotides. RefSeq lists its product as uncharacterized. Gene Ontology annotation, biological process: negative regulation of centriole replication. Lineage: Eukaryota; Metazoa; Arthropoda; Insecta; Lepidoptera; Pyralidae. The transcript has 14 exons. Bases 840 to 3251 code for a protein of 803 amino acids. Gene Ontology annotation, molecular function: microtubule binding. The record is from RefSeq and is a predicted model, not a curated record.
CAAUGAAAUGACUCAGUGCUCUUGUUCUAGAUAUACGACAUUAUCUCGAAUUACAGUUUUAAAUUUCAUAAUCUUGUGACUGUUACGUCUAGAAUACAUUGGAGCCGGUGUAACUGAAAUCUUUGUCAAAUUUCCACGUCAAAUUUAAUCCGUCCGAAUUUCUUAACUUUAAAAAAAAACUUUUUAGGUAUAAAAAUACAGUAGUAGCAUUCUUCAUUGCUGUUUUAAUUGAACAAGAAACUUGGGUGCUUUCACCGUGAAAAUCCGCUAUUCUAACAAUAUAAUGCAAAAAAGGAAAUUAUUAUCAGCGAUGUAUCAGAUGCAAAUUAUCACGCCACUUAUCUAGACCCCUCUGCAUAGAGCGGGAGAGCUAAUACCCCUAUCUCAGCUGGCACACUAACCCGGUAGAGCAUUAAAUAGUCCAUUUUCUUACUGUCCGCGACUAUGUAUCAGCUGAUUGAGUCACAUUGUUAAUCGCAUGUCUACGAAAUGCGAAAAGUGUCGGAAAAAUGAAAAAUUUGCAUAGCGUCACGUCACUGUGAUUAGUAAUCGCUUGUAUAGCGCGCCGCGCCGCCGAUAGUCGUCGGCGCAGACGCGCCGCGAACGCUGGCAAUUACGUUUUUUGCGGCAACAAUUUUCUAAAUUCAAAAGACGGCCGCCGUACUGGCUGGAAAACGAAACGAAACGAAGCUUAGUGUUCUCUUUUUUAUGUUAUUAUAAACAAAAAUAGUGCGUUCGAAUUUCGAAUUAUAUUUUUCCUUUUGUAAAGUGUCAGUUUUGCAACUGUUUCGAAACGACCAGUGUUCGAGUGAGAUGGUGUUAUCCGCUUUUUAGACAUAAUGGAAAGAAGUGUUUUGGCAGACACGAGACACGUACAUUGGGCUUCUGAACUGCACUCGGAGUACCGCAGCACGUACAGAUGGCACGAAUACAAGGAGCAGCAGCAGCAGCAGGGCGUGGUGAAGCAGCCGGCACCCACGCCGCCGAAUGCGCUGCCUAUACAGCGGGGUCCAAUGGAGCCGGCGAUGCCUCGUCGCAAGAAGUACCCCGGAGUGGCGUAUAAAACGAACGAGCUAUUCGACCCGGCCCCCGCUGACGAUAUACGCCCGCAGCAGACGUCCGCAUUCGACCGGGCGAGGAGCGCGCAAAGGAACGACUCUGAGCGCGCGGGCCGGCGCAGCAAGUCCGAGGGUCCCCGGCAGCCGCGGUGGACCGACACCGUGGAACCGAAGGCCACCAACGCUCUGGGGGAGGUGGUGGCAGCCAAGGAGCCCGACGUGGUGAGCACUGAGUACAGGAAUCAGUUCGCAUGGCCUAAGGACACCACUGACUCCGCGCCGAGGAAGAGUAUCUCGAUGGGGGCUCUUAAGAAGGCAGCCGUCGCUGAAGGGUCAGUGGAAGCGGAGCCAUUGAUGAACCACGUGGAUGGUGAUCACGACGACGGUCACAAGAGGUACAUCGAGGACUACCUGUGGAACGGCCAGAAGCCGGGAGUCCAAAGAAAAUCGACGUUCCGUAGCGCGCUAUCGGCCCUCAUAUCCAACGGCGAGGAUCGUUCCAAAGAUAAUAGGAAACGUUACAAAAGCGAGUACAAAAAGAAAUUUAGACCGUUCUCUCAGUACGUGUACGAGGCGUCUAAAGGGACAUUUACGAAAUGCAGGGGGAAAGGGAAGACGAAUGAGGAGGCGAGCGAGAGGAUGCUGGGGGAGACACAGGGUGGCGCGGGGGAGAGUGUAGGCGCCGGGGCGGGCGGGGUAGCGGCCACGGGGGCGGUGGCGGGGGCGGGAGGGGGCGCGGGGGAGGACGCCACCACGCUGCGCGCAGCCGGCCUGCAACCGCUGGGCCUCUCCCAAGGGGACUCCUGGUACCGCGAGGUGCUGGACCUGCGCAAGCGCGCCGGCGAAUACAAGUACCGUGGUUGGGGAACCGAACUGGCUCCAGAACACAUCACACAGCUUUACAAUAAGCAAAUCGAGCUCUGGUACCAGGUGUCCCGUCGGUCCUCGCUGUCUGCCCUAUCACUCGCUUCCACCAAUCACAAAGCUCUACCUCGGGACGAGAAAGAUGGGAAGGACUCCAAAAACCAUUCGCCCAAGAAGUUUAGGUCUUUCCGCUCGGCGCCCCAUCAAUCCAUCCAUGCGAAGAUUCAGGAAACGAAAGCGUUGGAGAGAUCACCCCAUAAGACUUCUCCUCAAAAACAAAGAAAGAAGCUCCAAGGGCAUAGCUUUGAUGAGGGAGCUUCUCAGGAAGCGGCGAAGGCCGGCGAGAACGCAGCGUUCCGGUCGCCGCGGCGCCGGCCGCGCUCGGCCGACCCCGCGCCUGCGCCCGCGCACACUCUUAAGCACAUUCCGAACGGACACGAGCCGCAUCCUAGGCCUAUGAAGCCUACCGGUUUGCCGUUGAUUAGAGCGACUAGUAGUAGAGUUAGGUCGACGUCUCGGGGCGGGCGGUCGCCGUCGGCGCCGAGCAAAACAGGGGCAGCGGGGCCGGGGGCAGGUGCUAACGGGGCCACGGGAACCCCCGGCAGGGGGCGGCGGAGUCGGAGCGUCUCAAAAGUGGGAAUUAAAUUGGACGACGAGAUCCCGUCGCACCGCAGCGCUUCGGUCGCUAAGGACCACUUCUUCGACGACUCACCGGUGGUGAAAUCACCACCGGAGCCGACCCGAGUCAAGUCGCCGGAGCAAAUGAACAUGCGCUCCCCGGAUCCCGUGAACUGGACAGUGCCCCUGGACACGGGGAAGACAUUCACCGUAACUCAGAACGUUAAAAGCGAUGAGAGCGUUAAGCGCCCUAGCUCUGAGUUUAAGGGUGGCUCCAUAGCCGAAGAGGGUGCCACCGUGAAGCCGGCAGAAAUCGCUCCGAUACAUCAUCAGCAAAUGUCACCGAUACGCUCGCUGAAAAAGAGUGAAUCGCCGACGAGCUCUAGCAAGCGCACCGAUAAGACCCCAACCACGCCGACCAGCUUGACGCCCAUCGACGAAACUAAAGCGUUAGAAAUGAACACUAUCAAUGGAAUCAACGGGAUUAACAGCAAUCAGUUGACCCCGGAAACUCCCACCCAGGAUCCAAUAAAAGAGAAGGAAGUGAUCAAAAAGUCGACUGAAGCCACACAGGUGGCGCCAGGAGUGGUGGACACAACUGUUGUCAAUGAAACGCCCGCCACCGGUGGACUGACAGCCGCCGAGGUGCUAGACAGAGCUCGCACGAGGUUCGAUAAGUUCUGGGGCAAAAAAGAAGAAGACAACGUCUAGUUGUCUUGAUAUUAGUUAGUGCUUUCGCCGUAAACUGUGACAAUGGCGAUGAUAGAGUGGUGCACAUGACCAAGACCGGUGGCGCUAGAUUAUUACUAGAAAAUAACCCAUAAUAAACGAAUCCUGCAACUAGAUAAAACUGCAAAAAGGUUAUGGUUACCUAGCGCCAUCUGUGUUAAACAUUACUCGAAUAUUACUAAUGAUGAAUAUUCUUUAAGAAUAUUUAUACAAAUACAGUAUUAAAUAAUCAAACUGCUCGCAUUUAAAACCAAUAUGUCACAAUUUAAGGCGUAAAACACUAAACAGUAAAAAGUAGAAAAAUUACGACGCAGUGUUAAAAACUGAGAAAAUUAUGAAAAAAAGCUUCGCUUUAUAACGACGACUGUAAUAUGUAUUUAUUAUUUUAAUAAAUAAUUUAUUAUAUCACUAUCUAUUUAAUAGGAGUGUGGUGGCUUGUGAUAGUAGUUCGGUCAUUGGUAAAUGACGAUUAAGAAAAGUAAUUCGCUCGUUCAUAAUAUUCAUAAGUACGAAAGCUUUGAUCUCGAAUGUUUUGGAUCCCAAAAGUAUGAUUGUAAUAUUUUGAAAAUGUUAGCGUAUCGUCUUAUUUCUAUUAAUAUUUUUAACUUAUUUACCCAAUAAUUAUAAUUCUAUAUACUCAAUUGUAAUAAUUUAUUAUUUAUAUUAUUUCAAUGUACCUAAGUGCUGCCUACUAUUUACUUUUAAUAAUAUAAAAUUUAUGAGCUUUUCAUGCAUUUUUCAAGUAUAAAACUAGAAGUGUGUAAUUUGCUACAAUUUAAUAUGGUAAUAGAUUAUUUCCUGGUAUUUUGUGCAUUCACCGCGACAUUAAAUGACAUCUUCGUAAUGUUGCCAGUUAAUAACGCGCUGGAGACACUGGGGUCAAUUCUGAAGCGCUAUUCUCUAUCUCUAAAAUAUUUUUUCAAUAUGUCAUUAUAGCAAAGUUAUUGCUCUAAAAAACGGCAUGAGCUAAAUUUGCAAUGGAAUUUGUCAGAAUUACUUUAUAUAUUAUUUUUUAGUAGCCCAUACUUUCGCAUAACUGUGAAAUUAAAAUUUUAGGUUUAGAAAUAAAUUAAGGAAAUGGCACCUCAGAAACCUGACUCCACUAUACCAAAAUAAUAUGUUAAUAGAUUUGAAUGAAGUCACUAAGGUUAAAUACAUGAAAAAAAAAACUUAAGAUUCAUACUAAAUAUUGAAGAACUAAAAAUUCAUAUACAGAGCAAUUUGUGAGAUACUCUUAAUAAUUGAAAUAUAUUUUAUUUGCUUAGUAAAUAUAUAUAAAAGCAACAAGGGCAAAAGUAUACACAAAACAACUAAGCCGUCCAAUGUAGUAUUUUUUGGCAAAUCUUACAAAUUAUUUGGCUAUUGGAAAUAUAUUCACAAAGCAUAAUAUUCCGAACGCACUUCCAAUUUUGGCAUUACAGAUUUCUUCCCGCGUCAAGAAACUAUAUUUAAAAAUAGAAUAUACGUAUUAUUGCCGCCAAUACUUUAAUUUUUUUUUUAUUUCUUUCUUAAUAUAAUCGAUAGGAAUCUCAAUGAGUAACUACAUGUGUAGCAGCUAGCUUUAAAUUAAACAUGGAAUUAUCUCGCAAGUCUUGCCGUUUGUGUCUAUCUGAGACAGAAUUUAACGUAAGUUUAUUUGGCAAUUACUCUAGAAAAUCUAAUAUAAUAAACAAAAUCGCCGUCUGCCUUAAACUGGUUAUAGACGAAACUGAUUUUCUAAAUACGAUAUGUUAUAAAUGCGCUGAUAAUAUUGAACGAUAUUACGAUUAUCUAACGUUCAUAAGGAAAUGCCAGUCGCAACUCGGCAACGAGAAGUUCGAGGCACGAUCGAGAAAAGCCGAAAAUCUAUCACCGAAUCCAAUGAACAGGCGUCAUAUCACGUCGUAUGUAAGAGAGCAGAUAUACGAUGCAGAUUAUACGUUUUCGUUUCUCGAGAUGCCUAACAACGAAGAGAAAAAGGAAUGUAAGACUUCUAGCCCGUUUUUCUCCUAUUUCUCACCCCCAAACUGUUUAGUAAAGCAAUCAGGCGGCGAAUCCGCUUGGAAAACGCCUCAGACGGCCCUCAACGACGUAAAACCUGAUCGAAACGAUAGCAAAUUUAAAAGGCAUAAAGAACGAGGCCGGCAUCACUCCAGAGACUUGUUCGACUCACAAUCUCAGGAUAUAGAAGAUGCUGAGGCGAGAUCGCUCGACUGGAGAUUGACUCCAGACGAUAAUCUAAUGAAGAGAGUCAGGGAGAAGUGCUUUGGAAGGUCCGAUUUCUAGUUACUUUUUAAUAAAUAAACACUGAUUAUUGUUACAUACCUAUUUAAGUGAUAAUUUAUAACGUUGUUACGUUUUAUUGUAAGAUUAAUUUAUGCAAAGUUCCAAAAUGUCGAAUGUUACACGUAUUUAUUAUUGAAUGUUCGCGUAACUUCUACGGAAUUCUGUAGGAACAGGGUACUUAUAGAAAUUAAUUUAAUGAACAAUUUCGAAAUAGGCGAUGUCUUACUGAAUUUAGAUGCCUUUGUUUGUGCAUUUAGCUCAAUGGAGUAGGUGUUGGACUGAUUUAUUAACGAUGUGCUAGGUAUUGCAGUGAAUACUGUGAAUUAAAAUAAUCUCUAUGUCCAUUAUAAACAACUAAUACAGUAAAUUCAAGUCCAUAAUGUUCGUUUAUCUCGUAUAGUCUAUAUGCAUCCUUAUAUCAAACUGUGAUUUUGUAUUAUUUAAAAUCUGUAAAACAUGAAUUGUAUAUUUUGGUCUAGUAACGAGCCUGUUCUAAAUACAUACAAUGUAUUACUUAUGUGAGAAUGAUUUGGUAGGAAAAUGUAAGUAAUUAAUACUUAUUUAAAAAGGCCUUUCCGCAGAUAUGGAUUGAAAUAGAUAGAUGCCGUAACUGUAACUUUACGAAUUAAUUUAUGAUCCAAAUAGAGCUUACAUAUUUCUGAACGUGCAUUGUGGAAAAGCUUGCCAUCAGUAAAUAUCUUUUGUAACAUCGAGACAAGCGAGCAAUUUUACAACUAUUUUAUUUAUUUAUUUUUAUGGCAUCUAUCUUUAUAAUCUGUGGACUUUUCAUUAUGAUAUUAUAAAAUAAAGCAAAGGCCUUGUUAGUUUUUGUUACCACGAUAUGUUUCUCAUUAAUGAGUUCCUAUUUGUUUUUUGCGCACAAAACUGAUGUUUCCAUGUACGUAACGAACCCUGCCUGAUGAUAAUUUAGAAAUAGAUCCUCCAUUACUGGUAAUUACGAAAAUAUUAGCUUUGCUACGGGUUUAUAAUAGCGUGUGUUAAUUUUCAGUUGUUAUAUCAAAAUGGACACCUCAAUAAAAUUUUGAAAAAUC